Messenger RNA from Panicum hallii, 1091 nucleotides. RefSeq lists its product as uncharacterized. Bases 302 to 862 code for a protein of 186 amino acids. The record is from RefSeq and is a predicted model, not a curated record. Lineage: Eukaryota; Viridiplantae; Streptophyta; Magnoliopsida; Poales; Poaceae. The transcript is spliced from 4 exons.
UUCUCAAAUCAGAAAAAAAAAAGCCCUAGGCGGCGCCGGCGAGCGGACUUGCGGCGGGGCGGCACCAAGCAGCAUAUUGGGGGAGCCGGCGCUCCCUGCCGCGCCGCUUCUCCUCCCUCCCGUGUGACGGCCUCCGCUGCCCUCCACUCCCCCUACCCUUCCUUCUGCCGCUCCCCUCCGCCGCCCGCUCCGAAACCCUACGUCUCGUCGCGCCGCGCCGCCGGCCAGACGCCAGGCAGGCCGGCUGCCAUCGACAACACCACCGGUGGCCCGACGCCGACAGCCACAUCUUGCAAGCUCUAUGAUGGAUCCCAACAUGAAGGAGCUUCAAGAGGCUCUGGUUGACAUUGAGACUGAUGCAGAACAAGUUCUUCUGGCUAGGCAUCAGUUGGUGGAAAAUGAUAAAAUAAGAAAUGCUAAUAGAGAGUCCCUGACAGCCCUCCGAAAACAAGCUAGGACAACCAAAACUAGUGUGCCAUCACCCUUUGAGGUCAUAAUGAAAGAGAUGGAAGGAAGCUCUGGCAAGCAGCUGAUAAAGGAGGUAUGCCCGACUUGUGGAGAUCACGACCCCAAAGAACAUACCUGGCUAAUGUUUCCUGGAUCAGAUAUUUUUGCUCGUGUUCCAUUUCAUGUGGCGCACACUGUUCUGGAAAAAGACCAAGAGCGCCUGGAUAUCGAUACCAAGAAACUGCAAAGUUUUGUCAAGGAGAAAUCACUUGUGAUCGCUGAGAAAGGCGCCCUUGCAGGCAGAUUUGGUGCUGAUACUGUGAAAUCCUUGGUCAGCCUAACGGACACACCUAAGUCAGGACGGGAGGGAGGGGAGCUUGUGCAGGGCCCUGAAGUGAAGUAUCAGUUGGGUUGAAUCGUCAACUGUUUCAGACGACAAUGUUCUUUCUUGGAUCUUUCCUGUAUAUAUGGUCCCUUUCGUGUCAAAAGGAAAAAAAAUUGGGCAUGGUUGUUAGUACUUGGAAAAGGUUGUUCCGAAUUGAUGUUGGGUUGUACUGCAGCUAGUUCGGCUUUCUGAAUUCUGAUUUGCUGUGACAUUGUGGCACAAUCAGUGUAGUUCAAAAGAGAAAAGACAGGUGCGCAUA